AUGACGUACGGUGAAGUUUUUGAAUCAUCAGCGACAUUCAAGCCUUCGCGGAAAGAGAGUUGGGAGCACAAGCUUGCAGACAGGUCGUCGCUGCCGCCAGCCCCCGGGGAGGAGAAGGGCAAAUCUCAGUCCAAACAUGUGUUCACACAGCCUCAUCUCGCUAAGGCGGGCGCUAUGUGGUGGCGCGAAGAGACGGAAGGCUCGUCGGGCAGCUCGGCGCGCUCGCCCGCCUCGCCGCCCUACGUGCGCUGGGCGCGCGCGCUGCACUUCCUGCUCGAGGACGCGGAGGGCGUGCGGCUGUUCCGCAAGUUCGUGUGCGGCGCGGGCGGGCUGCACGUGGACCGGCUCAACUUCUACUUCGCGGUGCACGGCCUGCGCCAGGAGACCGAGCCGCCCAAGAUACGCCAGGUCGUCUCCGCUAUAUACAAAUUCCUGCGCAAGUCUCAGCUAACGAUGCCGGAAGCGCUGAAGACGCAGGUGAAGCAGGCGCUCAAAGACGGCGCCAGCAUCGAGAAGACCAUCUUCGAUGAGAUGGAACAGGAGGUGACGCGCGCCAUAACGGAGACGACGUACCAGGCGUUCCUGCGCUCGGAGGCGUACGUGUCCUACGUGAGCGCCGCCACGCAGCCGCUCUCCUCGCCCGACGCCUCGCCGCCGCACAGAGACGUGUCGGCGUGCGGGCAGCUGGCGACGCUGCACGAGGGGCAGGAGCUGGGCGGCGGCGGCGCGCGCCUCACGCACGACGCGCUGCUCGCCACGCAGUCGCGCCGCCUGCACGAGGACGUCGCGCCCAGGCGGUGCCACAAGCGGUCGGUGUACAGCGCGCACGUGUCGUACGCGGGCUACACGCCCACCUCGCGCCAGGACUCGGAGCGCGCCAGCCUCAGCAGCGGCCGCACGGACAGCGACGCCGUCUCGCUGUCCGGCAGUAGCGUAGAUGGGAUGUCCAUGCGCGGCGCCCGGGACAGCAGGGAGUCGCGGCACCGCCAGCGGCUGUACGGGCUCGACCGGCAGGCCGUCAUCAACAAGGAGCAGGACACCGCUAUGAUGAUCCCGCGCACGGCGCGCGGAGAAUGCGACGAGACAUCAAGUCAGGUGUUACCGCCGCAGCUGGUGGCGGCCGCCAUACGGGAGAAGCUGCAACCGGAUGACGACAACGACCAGGAUAUUUUAGACCAGCACGUGUCGCGCGUGUGGUCGGAGCGCACGCCGGGCGCGUCGCCGCCGGGCGGGCGCCGGCGCCGCCCCCCGCGCCGCGCGCCCUCCUGCCUCUCCGCCGACUCGGGCCACUGCGACGAGCCGCCCGCCGCCGCGCGCAGAUCGACGAGCAAGAAAGCGGCGACGGAGCUGACGGACAGCGGCGUGUCGGUGGUGAGCGAGGGCACGGCGAGCGGGCUGAGCGCCGCGAGCGAGCCGCGCAUCCUGCUGUGGAUCGCGGAGGGCGAGCGCCUCGACCGCCGCGCCUCCUCCGCCGACCGCCGCGACCGCCGCCCCGCACGCAGCGGCGGCGGCGGCGGCGGGGGCGGGGGCGGCGGCAGCAAGUCGAGCAGCACGAGCGGCGGCACGGCGGCGGAGGCGCACACGGUGGUGGUGGCGCACUUCCUGGACGAGAGCGUGCCCUACCGCUUCAAGGUGCCCGCCAGCCCGCUCACGCUGCGCACCUUCAAGGAGUACCUGCCCAGGAAGGGGAACUACCGAUAUUUCUUCAAAACGGAAUGCGCUGAUCUAGACAACACGGUCAUACAGGAGGAGGUGAGCAGCGACAGCGACACGCUGCCCAUGUUCGAGGGGAAGGUCAUGGCUAGGGUCAAGAGCAUUGACUGAACUGUCGUAUUACAACCUUCAAUGUAUGGAGAAAAAAAAGAAGAAAAGAGAAAUUAUACCUUGAAGAAACUUUUAGGGUUAGGUUUAGUGGUCACAGAUACAAACGUAUCUAGGUCUCGUCGUAAAAUACACACUGCUUCGAGUGUCGUGAUAAUUAACGAACCUUGUUCAAAUAUGUACUAAAUGAUUGUACACAAACUUUAAUAAGACAUCUGUGUCUGCAGCAAGAUAUCAUAAUUGUUUUUAUUAAAGAAAUAAGUGAUAAAAGAUUAACCACACGUACAUAUACAAUACUAAAAAUAAAAUUUGGUGUAUUAAAAAGGAAUGAGAAUUAUAAAUGAACUAAAAAGUAUUUAUUACAAAAAAAAAAAGUGACAAAAAUUAAUUUAUAACAUAAAAUAACUCGACGACUGUUCGUUUGUACAAAUCUGUACGUGGGCAUGACUUAACGAAGAUUAUUUUGAAUAAUUUUAAUUUUAUUUUCUAUAAUGCAACGAAUAAAAAUAACUUAUAAUAUCUUGUCGAUCCCAAUAAGAAAAUUGGUACUAACAUUUACUGCCCUAAGAAAACUACUUGCUAAUAAUGCUUUUUUCCUUUUCAUUUACUUGUUGGGGAAGUCAAAAUAUUUCGAUUCGUUUUGAUCAAUAUAAAAGAACCAGUGACAAAAACCAUAGACAAUGCUAUAGCAGAUAUGCAACUAGACAGUGAAUAUAGAUUAAAUAAAUUAUCUGUUAUUUAAUAGUUACAGAUAAAAAAAUAUGACAAUGUACAUAAUACUGUCCUGUAUUGUAUAGAUGUAAGUAGUUAAUACUGCCAGUGCUAAUUGUGGCCAGAGUCAUGUAAGUAAAUAUAUGUGAGUGUCGUUUUGUCUGUUAUUGCGUGGUUCCGUGUUGUUUCUUAUCGGGCUGAAUACAAAAAAAAUACCAUGUGUUCGAUGGAUGUCCUGUCAAAAUGACAUUUCACGCAUCGGUCCGCCAUUUUCUCUCGUAUCUUCACUUUUCUUUUUAUUAUACACUGGAGUUAUUCUUAAAAUGUAUGUACGUGUAUGUAUGUUCAAGCUCAGAUUGGAAUAUCCGUGAGAGAUAACUGGAAUAUUGACGCGUUUCUAUUUUAACGACAAAUCAGAGAAAA
This is a messenger RNA of Zerene cesonia (dogface butterfly), 2955 nucleotides long. RefSeq names its product axin (gene Axn). Gene Ontology annotation, biological process: negative regulation of canonical Wnt signaling pathway. The transcript has 15 exons. NCBI's taxonomy places the organism in Eukaryota, Metazoa, Arthropoda, Insecta, Lepidoptera, Pieridae. The coding region runs from base 1 to 1824 and encodes 607 amino acids. The record is from RefSeq and is a predicted model, not a curated record.